AUGGCCGGCUUCCAGAGACUCAUCAUCUCCCUGUUGGUGAUCCUCACCUUCACCUUUGUCUUCUUUGCCCAGUCUUCCGAGGCUGUCAAGGGCCCCAAGAUCACCCACAAGGUCUACUUCGAUGUGACCUCCGGUGACGAAGAGCUUGGACGUAUCGUCCUUGGUCUCUACGGCAAGACUGUCCCCAAGACUACCGAGAACUUCAGAGCUCUUGCUACCGGCGAGAAGGGCUUUGGUUACGAGGGCUCCACCUUCCACCGUGUCAUCAAGGACUUUAUGAUCCAGGGUGGUGACUUCACCAAGGGCGACGGUACCGGCGGCAAGUCCAUCUACGGCAACAAGUUCCCCGACGAGAACUUCAAGCUGAAGCACAGCAAGAAGGGUCUUCUCAGCAUGGCCAACGCCGGCAAGGACACCAACGGCUCGCAGUUCUUCAUUACCACCGCCAUCACCUCGUGGCUCGACGGCCGUCACGUCGUCUUCGGCGAGGUCCUCGAGGGCUGGGAGAUCGUCGACAAGAUCCAGAACCUUCCCAAGGGUGCUGGCGACAAGCCUCAGAAGCCCAUCAAGAUUGCCAAGAGUGGCGAGCUUGAGGUCCCUGAAGAAGGUAUUAGAGCCGAGCUCUGA
Aureobasidium namibiae CBS 147.97 is the source of this 627-nucleotide messenger RNA. Its product is annotated as peptidyl-prolyl cis-trans isomerase B. Gene Ontology annotation, cellular component: fungal-type vacuole; endoplasmic reticulum. Gene Ontology annotation, biological process: protein peptidyl-prolyl isomerization; protein folding. The record is from RefSeq and is a predicted model, not a curated record. The transcript is spliced from 4 exons. The coding region runs from base 1 to 627 and encodes 208 amino acids. Gene Ontology annotation, molecular function: peptidyl-prolyl cis-trans isomerase activity. Lineage: Eukaryota; Fungi; Ascomycota; Dothideomycetes; Dothideales; Saccotheciaceae.